AUGGUUAUUGUCACAACAAGCGGCUAUUACAUCUCUAUUAUAGGACCAUAUUUGGCAGAUUCAAAUAACAAUGAUGCAUCCAUUCUGAAUCAUAUUCUCAAGACUAACGUCGAAGACAUCAGGUCGUGGAUCAAGGAGGAGGAUAUUUUCAUUGUGGACAGGGGAUUUCGGGAUUCCAUUUUACUUUUGGAGGACUUGGGUAUCAAAGCGGAAAUGCCACGUUUUCUUGUGAAGGGGCAGAAACAGAUGUCAACUGAAGACGCAAACAUGAGCAGGCUAGUCACAAAGGUUAGAUGGGUUGUAGAGUCAUCAAAUGCAAGAAUCAAAGGCUGGAAAUAUUUGGACCACACUCUUCCUACUAAUCAAGUUCCAUACAUCGGAGACUACAUCUGA
Messenger RNA from Pecten maximus, 393 nucleotides. RefSeq lists its product as uncharacterized. The record is from RefSeq and is a predicted model, not a curated record. NCBI's taxonomy places the organism in Eukaryota, Metazoa, Mollusca, Bivalvia, Pectinida, Pectinidae. The transcript is spliced from 2 exons. The coding region runs from base 1 to 393 and encodes 130 amino acids.